ACAAUUUUUCCUUCUUCGGCUGCCAGUUUUAGAAAUGAAAAAAGCCAGCCGCACGCAUUAAAAACAUAGGCACUUUGUACCCUUUAAUCACAAUCUCUUUCAAACAACAACAAUGUCUCUCAGCCAUACUAUUCAGAACAAUGAACAAGUCAAUCUUGUCAAAAGCCUCAGAUCUGAAAUUGAAGAAGUAAGAGCUUGCGUCACAAGGCAUAGGCUCGUUUUAUGAAGCAGAGAAAUGUUCAAGUCCUACGAAACGCCAUUGUUUUAAAUGAAAUAUCAAGUUUAGAAUCAGCGACUGAAAGCGAAUUUUUGAGCUUGGACCUCGAUUCGGCUCUCAUGACAAAAUAUGAUGCUAUUGCCGACUAUUUAAAGAUAUCCUCAUUCACACCUGAAAUAAUAGAGGAGAUAUUACAGCAGCACAAAGAAGAAAAGAUAGAAAUUCACAAGAAAAGAAUGUCACUAUGUCAAAAAGUAACAGAUUACGUUCAGACGCUUUUGAAGAUGCUCGAUAUUACCUGGUCUGUUGUAGAAGAGUUUAAACUCAAUCAUGAAGGGCAAGGCCAUCCUACACAUCAGAAAGCCGAACAUCUAUCAUUGGAGAGUCAUUACACAAACUUGGUGGACAAUCUUUUGAUCAAAGCAAAAAUACUACACCUAAACGUGCUGAUACAGAUAUACGAUGAUAAAGAUUUUACAAAUGCACUGCAAACUUUAAGGAAAAUAUUGGAUAAAAGGUUAAAAGAAUCAAAGGAAGCUUUAGAAUAUACUGAAAAUGAACUAGCGAAAUACUACAAAGAAGGGGAAGGCAACGAAGAAUUUGAAACACUUUUAACUGCUUAUUAUCAAUUAGUAAAAAAAAUAAGAUCAGCAGAAGACGAUAUUCAGAUGUUUAAGAAAUACUGAUGUGUAUGGCUGGAUGGAUAACAAUAAAUAAUAGAUACGACAAAAGAAACCCUUUGUUUUUUUCUUAUGAUGAUCAGUAUUUGCCCUGAAUGAACUUGAUGAUCAUAUUGGCUUUUGCUUCUUCAUACUCUUGUAUUAACGUAAUGUUAUUGCAUAGUCUAAGUUUAUUGUAUUGAAGUUAGAAGACACGUCCAUCCAGUUUUUGCGAAAACACAGCAUUCAAACUUACAUUUGUAGAAA
Mycotypha africana is the source of this 1143-nucleotide messenger RNA. RefSeq lists its product as uncharacterized. The transcript has 4 exons. Bases 223 to 903 code for a protein of 226 amino acids. Gene Ontology annotation, cellular component: HAUS complex. The record is from RefSeq and is a predicted model, not a curated record. Gene Ontology annotation, biological process: spindle assembly. NCBI's taxonomy places the organism in Eukaryota, Fungi, Mucoromycota, Mucoromycetes, Mucorales, Mycotyphaceae.